UACAGCUUCUUCUUGUUCUUCGUCCCAACAUGGCGUCCAACGAUCAGCGGAGUCCAGCUGUGAGAGUCCUCCUGCUCUGGACUCUCUCGUGGCUAUCUCAGAGCUCCGGCCAAGAGCUCUGCGCCUUCAACCAGUCGCUCCAGACCGGCGUUGCAAUCGACUCGUUCGCGGAUUUGCAAGCGAUGGAGACCCAACUUUCCGCCUGUUGCUGGACCGCCCCCGAUAGUUGCAAGAGAGCCGGGGGGUUCUGCGUUCCGGCUUGGGGGGGGCGGUUCUGCCCGGGGACCAACGAUGUGCCUGCGGCCGCUGUGGUGUACGUGUUGCUUGCCGCAGCCUUCUUGCACUGGGACUUGCGGGACUGCCCUGAGGAGAGGAGUCUGUCGUCCUUCUUGCACUGGGCUUGAGGAAAGUAUCCCGGGACUCUGCUCGGGAGGAAACUGCAAGUGUUGUGCGA
Messenger RNA from Penaeus vannamei (Pacific white shrimp), 454 nucleotides. Lineage: Eukaryota; Metazoa; Arthropoda; Malacostraca; Decapoda; Penaeidae. The record is from RefSeq and is a predicted model, not a curated record.